Messenger RNA from Zingiber officinale, 1282 nucleotides. Its product is annotated as probable serine/threonine-protein kinase PIX13. The record is from RefSeq and is a predicted model, not a curated record. Gene Ontology annotation, molecular function: ATP binding; protein kinase activity. Gene Ontology annotation, biological process: protein phosphorylation. Bases 13 to 1107 code for a protein of 364 amino acids. NCBI's taxonomy places the organism in Eukaryota, Viridiplantae, Streptophyta, Magnoliopsida, Zingiberales, Zingiberaceae. The transcript is spliced from 6 exons.
AGGCAAAUAGAGAUGGGAAGCUGCUUGAGUAGCACUGCGAAUUCUACCUCCAGCCCUGGCAUCUUCAACCGGCCUCCAACUACAGUCUGCACCGACGAGAUUGCACUGUCAACGGGCAGAGACCUCGAUGACACCGUAGAAACCCUUCGGGUUUUUACAUUUAAGGAACUGGCGAGUGCCACUGGCAACUUCAAAGGCGGAAAUGAAAUCGGGGAAGGAUCAUUUGGAAUGGUUUACAAGGGUUGGCUCCACAAGGACACGCUCGGUCCGGCCAACAAUGGCCGAGGGAUGGCCGUCGCUGUCAAAUACAGGAAACCUCAUAGCUUCUCCGGAUCCGAGGAAUGGCAGAAAGAGGUAAGCGUUCUCGGAAGGAUUACCCACCCCAACCUCAUCGCUUUGCUCGGCUACUGCCGGGAAGAUGACAAGCUCCUCCUCGUCUACGAGUUCAUGGAGAACGGGAGCUUGCAGAAUCGCCUCUUAGAAAGAAGAGGAGCAGAGGCGAAGGCACUACUCUCAUGGGAGCAAAGGUUGCACAUAGCUGCCGGCGCUGCUCGAGCUCUUGCAUUUUUGCAUUCUCCGGAGAACAACAUCAUCCAUCGCGACUUCCAUCCCGCCCACAUCCUUCUUGAUUCAAACUUCAAUCCGAAGAUUUCUGGUCUGGGGUUAGCAAAGGAUGGCCCGACUGAAGCAGACUCGCAUCUCUCCACACGGAUCAUGGGGACGUAUGGAUUUGCAGCGCCAGAAUAUAUAGCGGCCGGUCAUUUGACUGCUAAGGCCGAUGUGUAUGGAUUUGGUGUAGUUUUGUUGAUCUUGCUCUCCGGUAAAGGAGCCAUCGAUGCGAAUCGAUCUGGACGACUCCAUCUGGUAGAGUUGGCCAAAUCCCAUCUCUCCAAUCGUAAAAAGUUGGCAAAAAUGAUGGAUCCUGCAUUGGAGGGAAAGUGUCCCAUGAAAGCCGCUCUCGGUGUGGCAAAACUUGCUGAGAGGUGCGUCAAUGAUGAUCACAGAAGUCGUCCCUCCAUGGAUGAAGUCGUGGAGAUCAUUCAGCGGGUUCAAAGUUCAAACUAUCAAAGCGAGCAAGUAAUGAAUGGUGAUUAUGUGACAAAUUAAAUUUCAGGGGAACAAAUUCAAAAGGACAGCCUUUUUAUUAGAAUGAUCUACAACUCGUUUUUAUUUAUUAUUAAAAUAAUACUUCAUUUCUCCUUAAUUUAAUUUUAUAUUUAAAAUAUCUUUUAUUACCCGAUUAUAAAACAAAAUAUGUUGUAACAGUUGUAAUCUGAUACAA